Messenger RNA from Eimeria necatrix, 930 nucleotides. Its product is annotated as sugar transporter, putative. Gene Ontology annotation, cellular component: membrane. Gene Ontology annotation, biological process: transmembrane transport. The annotation marks the transcript as partial. Lineage: Eukaryota; Apicomplexa; Conoidasida; Eucoccidiorida; Eimeriidae. Gene Ontology annotation, molecular function: myo-inositol:proton symporter activity. The transcript is spliced from 7 exons. The record is from RefSeq and is a predicted model, not a curated record.
GCUGGCAGUGUGCUAGGAGGCUGGAUUGCUGACAGGCUCGGGAGACGCCCGGGGCUGCUGCUGAGUGACUUUUGUCUCUUAUUUGCUUCCAUUUGCUUCGGAAUAGGCACCAGCUUCGCGCUGGUGCUUGUGGGGCGUUUCUUCGUGGGCCUCGGAGUGGGAAUGGGGUUUGUGGUUUACGCCACUUACAUGUGCGAAAUAGCUCCCACGGACUUGCGGGGGGACAGUUCCCCUCGCCCUCAUCUGGUGCUUGUGGGGCGUUUCUUCGUGGGCCUCGGAGUGGGAAUGGGGUUUGUGGUUUACGCCACUUACAUGUACUGGCGGCUGCUGCGGACGCACCACCGGCCGAUCUUGACUGCUGUUGGCUGCGCCGUUGCGCAAAAUUUGACAGCAGCAAAUUCGGUGAUAUAUUUCGCAAUAGACAUUUUCACAAUGGCGGGGAUUUCAGACCCUUACUUGGCUGGCGCGGGAGUGGGAGCCAUGAAGUUCAUGGGAGUCAUCUGCUGCAUGUGCCUCGUGGAGAAGCUGGGCAGACGCGUUUUGCUGCUGCUCGGGACCUUCGGGGCUGUUGUGUGUCACCUCGUUAUUGCGUCGGGCUUUUUACUUCAGAAGACAGUGGAUGUCCACGCAGCAGCAGCAACCGCCACGGACGCAGCAGCAGCAGCAGCAGCAGCAGCAGACGCAGCAGCAGCAGCAGGAACCACCCCCACUACGCUGCUGGUUGUUGGCAUGCUUGUCUUUAUGUUCUGCUGGAAUGUGUCCUGGGCCGCUCUCAUGUUUGUCGUCGCGAGCGAGGUGCUUCCCAACUCCUGUCGCGGCGUCGGCAUGGGCUUGACCAUCACCGCCUUCUGGACUGUGGCCUUCAUCAUGCAGUCGACGCUGGAGCCUCUGUUUGUUUGCAUCACAAUAGCAGGCAAGUGUUUCAAAUAA